UCGCCUAAGUGGAGACUGGCUCGUCUUUCCUCCGACCUUGUAAGAAGAGUAUUCGAGAACUCCUUAUAUCCUCCUUGGAGCCGAACUCCUCAGCUCAGACGCCAACUUUAGGGGAACGGUGAGUGGCGGUUUUAAAUUGGAUGAUCGACAGCACUAAGGUUCCUCAAGCCUUGAUGGAUUAGCUAGUUAUGACUGACAAGAAUUGCUGCAAUGGUCCAGUGCUGAAGUUGUCAUAUCCGUCAAGACUCUUCAGACUUUCACCAGCUACCACAACUAUCGCACAUUUUUCGAAGACUUCAUUUUGAGAUUGUAUAAACACAAACUUGCAUUAUGAUGGAUAUCGAAAAGCGAACUGGAUCGGUGGCUACAUCAAACCUUAGUGAGGCAUCAUUAUCUAUAGGAGCGGAUUCAAUUUCACACAUACUUCAAAAACUCGACGACCUAGGCCUUCAAUUAUCGGAUGAUAACAUUAUUAAGUGGCUGCCGGAUAAUCGAAAUCACCCUCGGAAUUGGCCUUUGAAACACAAAUUGACCAAUACUGCUUGCAUUUUCUUGCUUGAUACAAUCAGGUGUGUGAUUCCAUGCAUAGAUACUUGGAAUGUAAAUCAAGUCAUAGACCUGCUGGGUAUUUACUAAACCCAACGAAGUGCUAUUAUAGAAUCAGGAGGUGUUCGUUCCCCCAAUUCUUCUUCACAAUAAAUACUAAGGUUUUCAACAGUUGAUCGCGGCUACACCAGCAGCUACAGAAUAUGGUAUUUCUCAAACGCAGUCACUCGUUGCAUUUUCCCUCAUGUAAGCAUGCACCAGUUGUGUGUAGUCCCAAAGUAUCUUCUCAUCUGGUUUGUGUAGGUACGGAAUAGGUGAAGCCUUGGGGAGCAUUGUCUUUCCGCCAUAUUCAGAAGCUUUCGGAAGAAAACCGGUACUCAUAUGUGCUGCCCUCUUGUUACCAGUUAGUUGCUUGGUUACUGGACUUGUGCCUUCCAUUGCAGGAGCAUAUAUCGGACGAUUUAUCAUGGGUGCGGCCUCAUCUGUUCCUGCUACCGUUAUUGUGGGCAGUUUGGAGGAUAUGUGGAAGCCCCCAACCCAAGGCCAUGCCAUCUACGCGUGGGUCCUGUCAGCGGGGCUGGGGGUCGCUUUAGGGUAAGUGAAAUUGGACACCCUCUUGCAGAUCUGCAAAGAAGCAUUAUUGAAGUGCAGAGAUACCGGGAACAACAACUAAGUAAACAAACAGGCCAAUAUAUGGAACUUACAUCACCAAAGCACUUGAUUGGUAAGUUAAUCUCCCGUUCAUACACCCAAAACUUUCGUGUAGUACACGCUGUAACUAAUACAAGCUCCAAAUAUAGGCGGUGGUUGUAUCAUAUUGGUGCUAUCAUUUCUUUCUGUGUAUUUGUCCUCCUCCUAGGCGGUAUCUCCGAAACCCGCCCCAGUAAACUGCUUGGAAACCAUGUCAUCGCUGUGCAAUCAUACGCAGGAGUACUCAAACUCGGCACACAAACAGCAGAAGAUCAUGUUCCUAAUUUCCGUACUUUCUGCCAGAGUGCCAUUAUUCAGCCAGCAAGACUAUUCUUUCAGGAACCCAUCAUCUUUACGAUGGCAACCCUAGCGGCCAUAGCAUUCUCCUUAUUAUUUCUUUUCACUGAAGCCUUAGAUGUUGUAUUCAAACCGUAUGAAUUUACCCAAACUUCAUACUCAUUAGCAUUCACUGCAUACGCUAUAGGAAUGAUUUGUGGUAUUCCAGUCAGAUUGAUAGAAUUCCGUCAUCUUGAGAAGCGUGCCGAAACGGAGCAGCUUGAACCUGAAGACAAAAUACUUGGCUUUGCUACCGGAGCGUCUGCUUUGGCGGCCGGCCUUUGGCUCAUGGCUUGGACUACUCCACCUUUGGUUCACGGUAUUGACUGGGUUGUACCGAUGAUAGGGUUAGCAGGUGCUGGAUUUGCAAAUAACGAAAUUGAGUACGCGCUUGGGAACUAUUUAACGGAUGUAAGCCAAUGUACUCUUGCCUUUUCCUCUUUACCCAGACUGAUAAACACAGACAUACACAGUCUACGCAUCUUCGGCCUUCGCCGCAUAUUCGACUCUACGAGCUUUACUUUGUGGCAUAUUCCCUCUAUUCGCAGACCAGAUGUACAAUGGUUUGGGUUCGAAUGUCGCCGGUUCUAUACUAGCAGGGAUUGCUACUUUGUGGCUUAUUAGUCCUUACAUCUUCAAAAAGUAUGGAAAGAAAUUGCGGGCGAAGGGAAGGUUCGCAAAAUUUAGUCUUGAUGCUGGCCAAUGUUCUCGGCAAGCGGAGGUCGACAUAGUGGGAAGGUAAAUUUGCUGAAACUUUGGACAAAGGAAUUUGAUAUAAUUUGCAGCACUCAAAUAAACAGGCUCGGCCGAUGCUGCUGCAAGUAGAAGCAUGAUCGAUGGUAAUUAAAACCGCAGCAGGUCGAACUUAGUAUUCUACUAGAU
Sclerotinia trifoliorum is the source of this 2454-nucleotide messenger RNA. NCBI's taxonomy places the organism in Eukaryota, Fungi, Ascomycota, Leotiomycetes, Helotiales, Sclerotiniaceae. The record is from the annotation of a GenBank genome assembly.